This is a messenger RNA of Mytilus trossulus (common blue mussel), 762 nucleotides long. RefSeq lists its product as uncharacterized. The coding region runs from base 1 to 762 and encodes 253 amino acids. The record is from RefSeq and is a predicted model, not a curated record. Lineage: Eukaryota; Metazoa; Mollusca; Bivalvia; Mytilida; Mytilidae. The transcript has 3 exons.
AUGCACAGUGAUCCAAAAAGGGAAGACGAACUCCCAGAUAUAAAACAAUCUGAUGAUCCAGAGCAGGCUUUUGAUGAAUCACCACCAAAGUUAAAAGAGGUAGUAGAUGUUAUCAAGAAAGGAAGGGCAGCAUCAGCACCAGGUCCAAAUGGAGUGCCAUAUAAGUACAGAAAGGAGGGUGUAUCAGGCUGUAUUGAACACACAAGCGUAUUAUCACAGAUAAUCCGAGAAGUGAAAGAUUCAAAGGGAGAGCUCGCAGUUGUCUGGCUGGAUUUAGCGAAUGCAUAUGGGACAGUACCACACAAGUUAGUUGAGUUGAUGCUGGAGAGAUACCAUGUACCUGACGGAGUUAGAGCGCUGAUAAAAGAGUACUUCAACCAUCUGCAAUUGAGAUUUACCGUUGGAGAUUUUACAACAUCAUGGCAACGUUUGGAAGUGGGAAUAGUGACAGGAUGCACGAUAUCUGUCAUCCUUUUCUCAGCAGCAAUGAAUAUGAUUGUGAAGUCAGUUGAGAAGAAGAGCAGAGGUCCAUGGAUGAAGUCAGAAGUACUGCAACCACUAGGAAGAGCAUUCAUGGAUGAUAUGACAAUAAGCACAAAGACAGUUAUCGAAGCCAGGUGGACACUACGAGAGCUUGAUAAGAUGAUCACCUGGGCAAGAAUGAAAGUGAAGCCUAACAAAUCCAGAAGUUUGGUAGUGAAUAAUGGUAAAGUCAAGGAGGAAAGGUUUAAAAUAGGAGACGAAAUAAUAGGUAACGAAUAG